AUGAAUUUGUCUGUUCCUGAUAACGCGUCGUUCGUCCAGCAGAAAUCGGAGAGAUCGGGCCCGCUGCACGGAAAUCCGGAGGACGUGAUUGGCCCAACACCGCCGGGCGACGCCAGAGCGGUGAGCGGCGGUCCGCUGCCGGAGCGCGCAGAAAAACCCUUUUCCACCGCUCCCUCUCCUCUUCUUCCUUCGCUCGCCCAGUCUCCAUCUUAUCGACUCGUUGUCUCUCAGUUACACCAGCCGCGUAUCUUUGACCCUCCGCUUCUUCUGCUUGCAAUUGAGCCCCGAGAGGCACUAGCAACCGCGCUUAUGCGUGUUAUCGUCUCGAUCUUCACCUCCCAGAUCACCUCUGGAAAGCCUCCAUUAACUGAGUCGUCCUCGACCACAAGCGGAACUGUCAUUCUCUCUUCCCCAAACACAGUCAUCAUGUUUGCUCGACUUGUCAGGACGACUCCUGUCAGGGCCACCCCGCUGGCCUCUGUGAAGGCUAACCUGCCCAAGGCUCGUGUCUUGGCCACUGUCGACCGGGCUGGUGCGAAGAGAUUCGAACCGGCGACUUUCACGAUCCGAGAUGGUCCUGUCUUCCAUGGCAAGUCCUUUGGUGCCAACAAAAACAUCUCUGGUGAAGCCGUUUUCACCACUUCUCUGGUCGGAUACCCAGAGUCCCUGACCGACCCUUCCUACCGCGGCCAGAUUCUGGUCUUCACCCAGCCGCUGAUUGGCAACUACGGCGUUCCGUCUGCGGAGAGGGACGCCAACGGACUGCUCAAAUACUUUGAGUCCCCCAAUCUCCAGGCUGCCGGUGUCGUCGUUGCCGAUGUUGCAGAGCAGUACAGUCACUGGACGGCCGUCGAGAGUCUGGGAGAGUGGUGUGCCCGCGAGGGCGUUCCCGCGAUCUCAGGCGUCGACACCCGUGCCAUUGUGACCUACCUCCGUGAGCAGGGUUCCUCCCUGGCUCGUAUCACCGUAGGUGAGGAGUAUGAUGCGGACGAGGAUGAGGCCUACAUCGACCCGGAACAGAUCCACCUGGUCCGCCAGGUCAGCACCAAGGCGCCCUUCCAUGUCAGUGCCGCAAACCCUGAGUGUCACGUCGCCCUCAUCGACUGCGGUGUCAAGGAGAACAUCCUCCGCAGUCUGGUUGGCCGUGGGGCUAGCAUCACGGUGUUCCCGUUCGACUACCCGAUCCACAAGGUUGCCCACCACUUCGAUGGUGUCUUCAUCUCCAACGGCCCCGGUGAUCCUACUCACUGCCAGGAGACCGUCUACCAUCUGCGAAAGUUGAUGGAGACCUCUCAGGUGCCGAUCAUGGGUAUCUGUCUGGGACACCAGCUGCUCGCUCUAGCGGCGGGCGCCCGGACCGUCAAGCUUAAGUACGGAAACCGGGCGCACAACAUUCCGGCCCUGGACCUGACUACCGGCCGUUGUCACAUCACCAGCCAGAACCAUGGCUAUGCGGUUGAUGCGUCGACGCUUCCAAGCGACUGGAAGCCGUACUUUAUAAACUUGAAUGACUCCAGCAAUGAAGGCAUGAUCCACAAGUCUCGCCCGAUCUUCAGCACGCAAUUCCACCCGGAGGCGAAGGGAGGCCCCCUGGACUCAUCCUACCUGUUCGAUAUCUACAUCGACAGCGUGAUCAAGUACAAGAACAACCAGGCCAUCUUCCACCCGAUGCGGGACAGCCGCCCCAGCCCGCUGCUGGUCGACCUCCUCCCGAAGGAACGGGUUGGAGUGAGUCCUACGAAUGGAAUGAGCAAUGCGGGUUCCGGUGCCAGUGCCGGUGCCGGUGCUGCUACGGCAACUGCAUGA
Messenger RNA from Rasamsonia emersonii CBS 393.64, 1806 nucleotides. RefSeq names its product Carbamoyl-phosphate synthase (glutamine-hydrolyzing). Lineage: Eukaryota; Fungi; Ascomycota; Eurotiomycetes; Eurotiales; Trichocomaceae. Gene Ontology annotation, biological process: L-arginine biosynthetic process; 'de novo' pyrimidine nucleobase biosynthetic process; L-glutamine metabolic process. The record is from RefSeq and is a predicted model, not a curated record. The transcript has 4 exons. Gene Ontology annotation, cellular component: carbamoyl-phosphate synthase complex; cytoplasm. Bases 1 to 1806 code for a protein of 601 amino acids. Gene Ontology annotation, molecular function: carbamoyl-phosphate synthase (glutamine-hydrolyzing) activity.